CCUGUUCGUUAAUUUUCGGGGCACUAGAACACGCGUUGCUGUUGCUUUUGUUGCUGCUCCUGCUCUGGUGUCGGCAGUGGCAAGGACGAAGUAGACGAAGCGCUUUCGAAUGAAGUCCCUCCUUUUUUUGCAACUUGUUGGCUCUGCAUGAAAAUGGAAAAUCAGUAGCACGCGUCCUGCUCCCAAGUGAAGAACAUCUCGCGGAACGGAAACCGAUGGACUUUCAUCUCUGAAAGAAAAAGGGAUUUCGCUCAGAAAUCGCUGAACACCAAUUAAUGAAAGCCAAGAGCAAACUUUCAAUUGAGUUUUGUGUCGUCGCCGUUGUUCCCGUGUUCCUGUGUAUUAUUUGUACGGUUGUUUGAGUGCUUUUUCCUGUCCCUGUGACUCUGCAAUAUGGCCAAGUGUUUUUGUUGGCUUUCCUGAAUGAAAUAAUAUAGCAAGAAACCAAAACGAAAAUGUUUAACAAGUUUGGGCCCAACGCUCAGUAAUCCCUUUCUUUUUGUAGCUGUCAUUUUUGUGGCUUAUAGAGUGAAACAACGCCAAAGAACACAAUAAAAUAAAAGCGAGCUUCAGUGGCCUGGUAAUUGGCAAAAGAUGAGUGGCCUGGGUCCUGCAGCCUGCUGGCUGGCCCAUAAGCGCAUCGAAUCCUGGUCCCGGAUGGCCAAGGAGCGUGUGGGUGCGGUGCGGCGGGUUACCCUCGAUAGGAAUUCGGCGGACGAGAGCAGUGCCAGUGGGAGUGGUGCUGCCUCCACUGCAGGCGCCACUGGCGGGGGUAAUGGGGUGGCGCACACCCUGCCCAUGAUCGGUGAUGGUGGCUCCGGGGGUGGCACCACCCCGCCGCCACAGCCGAUGACUCCGCCGCCCUCGGCCUCGUCGGUCACCUCGACCACCAGCGGCAUUGGCAGCGUAUCGGCCGGUAGUGUCAGCGACAGCUGUGAUUUGCCCACGGACUCUGAGGAAGUAGCCAUUGCCAAGGAAUGCCAGCCCAUCCAACCGGCCAGCCAGAUGCAUGGAAUGGGCGGCAUGGGUCUGAAUCACCAUCACAUGGGCACCGUCUCGGCCACCGGAACGGAAAUCUUGCGCGGACCCGCCGAAGUAUUCCACAGUCCGCUCCACUUGCACCACCAGAGUCGCUCCUUCCCACCGCGUCUCCAACGCACACCGUCCAUCUCCAGCCAGAGCAGCGUGGAUAGUGCUCCAUCCAGGCACUCGGGCCAUCGUGGUUCUUCGCCACAGAUUCGCACCUUUGGACCGGACGGACGCAGCUCGCUACCGAGUGAGCCGGCUUUUCCCCAUCACCUGGCCAGAUCCCCGAGUCCCAUGCGAACCAUUUCCCUGGAUGCCCGUUGUGGAAGCCCCGCUCACUCUGUCACGGAUCCCGGAGACAUGCGUACGCCUAGUCCGUCACAGAGUAGCUUGGCGUCUUUGGCCGGAGCAUCGGCCAUCGUGAGCGGAACUUCCGGAAAGGGUGUGGGUGUGGCCGGAGGUCGAUGCCUUUCGCCGUUGCUGAUACCACCACGAUCGCAGCCAGGAGUGGAUCCCAGUGUGGGUCCCGCCUCGCCCCUGGGCGCUCUACAGCCGGACUUGUAUCGUUUGCCGGACGGACCCGUGUAUCUGACAGCCCCGGAAUCGAGUCAUGCCGUAGGACGAUUGCACCUGCGAGUGAAAUACGAUUAUCACCUGUUUGAUUUGACUGUGCAUCUAAUUGAAGCUCACAAUCUCAGUCCCAUUGAGGAGGGCGGUUUCCGAGAUCCCUAUGUGCGGCUAAUGCUGCAACCGGAAGUGGACAGCCGUAAGCGACAGACCCACAUCCAUCGCGGCGAAUCGAAUCCGUACUUUGACCAGCAUUUCAAGUUUCCGGUUUCCCGUGAUCAGCUCCAGGGCAAGGAGCUGAUCCUCCAGGUGCUCGACUAUGAUCGCUACUCGCACAACGACAUAAUUGGCGAAGUUCGAAUUUCGGUGGAUGGCCUGGAUUUGUCCAAAUCUGUAGAGAUCUGGGGCGACUUGCUGCGGACCAAGAAACCCAAGGAGGAUCGACCGGAACUGUUGUGCUCUCUGAACUACUUGCCUCAAGCUGAACGUUUGACGGUCAACAUCAUGAAGGCCAGGAACUUGGACACUGUUCAGGAACCAUACGUAAAGAUUUAUCUGAUUCAGAAUGGCAAACGCAUCAAGAAAAAGAAGACCAGCAUUACGAAGUCGGACGAUCCCACCAAUCCCAUUUGGAAUGAGGCGUUCACCUUUAAUUUGCAAUCAAAUUAUCUCCACAAUGCAGCCAUCGAGAUCUAUGUGGUGGGAGCUGGGAGCGAGGCAACGGAAAUUGGAUGCUGCGGAUUGGGUCCCCAGGAAAGUGGAACUGGAUGCCAGCACUGGCACGAUAUGAUUAACAAUGCCCGGAAACCCACGGCCAUGUGGCACUACAUCCGUUAAAUAAUUCCCAUUUCCGAGGGUUAAUUGGCGCGAAUGUAUUUAAACUGUAACUGUUACCUUAUCUGUGUGAAUUUUUCAAUGCAUUUUCCAAACAAAAACUAAACAAAGCUUAAAUUGUUCAUAUUCGCAAGAAAAAACAAAAAAAAAAUCAAAAUCUCAUCUAUGAAUGUACAAUAUAUAUUCACUGAAAAUAACUAACUAUAACUAUGCAGAAAUUUGCCCUCCAAGAAGCUCAAUCAAAAGUUCCUAAGCAACGAAAAUAAUUCAAAUGCUGGCAGGAUAAUUGAUAUAACGGAUUUUUGUUGUGCAUUUUAUGCAGCGGCUUAAUAGCGCAACCUCUCAACAAAUUAACAAAACCAUAAAAAAAAACAUCUCAGAAAUAUAAAAGAAUACAGAAAACUGUCAACCAGUCCUGUUGACAUUUCAAUCGACGUCGUCAUCAGACACUUGAGGAGCCUGCCUCCUGCUCCCGCUUGUUAUCCUGCGGAGUAUUCAAGUGUGCAUUUCUUAAAUAAUUAUGAAUACACCGCACACAAGGAAUAAUAUUCGUAUAGGUGAAUGGUCGUCAAUCAUGCAAAAAAAAAAAAAAAGAAUAUAUAAGAAAAUAUGAAGAGGGAAUAGGGUGCCCAACCCUGACUUGAGUUUGCUUAGAAGGAGUCGCUCUUUUGUGACGGCGACAGUUGACAAAUUGCCAUCGUCCUGUAGUACUGUUGUGCCGUUGUCCUUUUGCCGUGUGCGUACUCCAACCAAAACUCUUUUUUUUUUUCCUUCAACUGGUCGUCAACUGUUUGACAGUUUUUCUCCCACAGUGAGUGCAAGCGGGCCAGAACUUAUGCUAAUUGUUAAGUUAAGUAUUCCUUCCAGCCGAGUACGUCUAUGAAAGGGUAACCACAAAGCAUUUCUGCACCACUUUAACCUAUUUUGUAUGUACUUACAACGAGCAUAAAUAAAUGUAAUGAAUUAACGGAUGCGAGCUGGACGGUGGGGUUUGACGAUUUCUUUCACAUAAAUCUAUGAAUCGGUGUUUUCGGUGUUGUCGUACGAUAUAUGUAUGGGAAAUCAGACCCUAUAAUGUGUGUAAUAUAUGCUAUUUAAUCCGUAUAAAUAUCGCAGCAAGCAGCAAACCUAAAUGUAUGAAAUUUAAACUUAAACAAAGACUUGAAAUAUAUAAAUAGCACUGCACGUGUUAACUAGACAAAAGGAUGCAUGCUAGCCGGGUGCCAGCAUAGAAAAAUAUUUAUACAUACAUAUAUACAAAAGACAUAAAUAUAUAUAUUAACUUUACUUAUACAUGUUUUUCUAUAAAAAAAAAUACACCAUUCUAUGAAUUGUUUCAAUCCUAUGACAGACGUCACACAAACAACAUUGCUGACAUCAAAAUAGUAAACCGAAACAACAGAAUAAAUGCUGAAAUACCUCCGAUUUAAGCGAAACUUUGUUACUUUACAACUCUUAGAAAAACACAAAGAUAUGCAAGCAAAAUCUAAAAAAACUUAUAACUUGGAAACCAAAGCGAAAUGUACAAAAAUAUGUUGUAUAUAUGCAUAUACAACAAUAAAUUUCCUAAAACUUAGUGUUUAUUUAUUGUAGCUUGAAGGAGACACUGUUUAAAACUAAACCCUGAAUUGAGGAGUAACACCACCUAAAAUAUAAAUAUACACAUGGAAACUACAAGAACAACCUAUAUUCAUAUGAAUAAAAUGUAUAUGUAAACCUAUAUGUAUGUGGAUUUAAAUUAUUCGAUAAAUAAAUAACU
Molecule: messenger RNA, 4186 nt
Organism: Drosophila ananassae
Lineage: Eukaryota; Metazoa; Arthropoda; Insecta; Diptera; Drosophilidae
Product: synaptotagmin-5
Exons: 8
Coding region: 595-2430 (611 amino acids)
Biological process (GO): regulation of calcium ion-dependent exocytosis; regulation of dopamine secretion; calcium-ion regulated exocytosis
Cellular component (GO): membrane
Molecular function (GO): syntaxin binding; calcium-dependent phospholipid binding; phosphatidylserine binding
Source: RefSeq, a predicted model, not a curated record